Falco peregrinus (peregrine falcon) is the source of this 6294-nucleotide messenger RNA. RefSeq names its product WW domain binding protein 4 (gene WBP4). Bases 127 to 1332 code for a protein of 401 amino acids. The record is from RefSeq and is a predicted model, not a curated record. Gene Ontology annotation, biological process: mRNA splicing, via spliceosome. The transcript has 10 exons. NCBI's taxonomy places the organism in Eukaryota, Metazoa, Chordata, Aves, Falconiformes, Falconidae. Gene Ontology annotation, molecular function: RNA binding; protein binding; zinc ion binding. Gene Ontology annotation, cellular component: nucleus; precatalytic spliceosome.
UUGAGCCCUCCCGGCUACCGUCGCCGCGCUCCCUGCCCCCGCCCCGGCCCGCCCCAGCGGCGCGGCGCGGCUGGCGGCGAGCGGAGGGGACCGGCGCGGUGCGGCGGCGCUCCCGGGGACGCGACGAUGGCCGAUUACUGGAAAUCGCAACCAAAAAAGUUCUGUGAUUACUGCAAGUGCUGGAUAGCAGACAACAGACCUAGCAUUGAGUUUCAUGAAAGAGGAAAGAAUCAUAAAGAAAAUGUGGCAAAUAGAAUUAGUGAGAUUAAAAAGAAAAGCUUGGAAAAAGCAAAAGAAGAAGAAAACAUGUCAAAAGAAUUUGCAGCAAUGGAGGAGGCUGCAAUGAAAGCAUAUCAAGAGGAUUUGAAAAGGCUUGGAAUUAAGCCAGAUGAUGUAGGUCCCAGUUCGACACAGAGUAAAACACAGAGUAACACAGUGGAAACUAAAGGAAAGAAAGAAAAGAAGGAGAAGAAGGAAAAGAAGGAAAAGAAAGAAAAGAAAAACAAGACACCUCAGGAUGCCUCAAUGCCACCAAAAAUUGAAACAAAGGAGUGGGUACAAGGACUUUCUCCUGAAGGUUACACAUACUACUACAACACAAGAACAGGAGAAUCGCAGUGGGAGAAACCUAAAGGAUUCCAAGGCAGCUCUCAAAACUCAAAAACGGCAGUGGAGUGGGUAGAAGGUGUCACUGAAGAUGGUCAUACCUAUUACUAUAACACACAGACAGGAGUAUCCACAUGGGAUAAGCCGGCUGGUUUUGUUUCAUCUUCAAAUGAGAAGAGUCAACGUGACAAGCAUUCUGAAGAGCUUGCAGAAACAGAUUCCAAAGCAUCUGAAUCAGACUCAGAAGACAGUGAAAAUGAAGCACAGAGUUCAGAAACAAAUUUCAAGAGGAAAGGAGAUAAUGGUGAAGGAUCAGAGGAAAAGAAAAGAUCUCCCAGAGCUAAAAAGUUAAGUCCUUAUGGGAAAUGGCGAGAAGUGAAGCCAGAAGAAACUGUAAAUGAAGAGGAGAGUACUUCAGCUUCCCAAGAAACCUCUAGUGAUGCACCUAACCCUUAUGGAAAAUGGAAAGCAAUUAAAGCAGUGGAAGAAGAAGAAGAAGAAGAAAAAGAACCAUGUGAAAAAGUGGACCUGGAGCUUCCUAGUACAGAGAGUGACAAUGUACCACCACCUCCAGUGCUAGAGGUUCCAGAAGAUGCAACAGUGAUAUUUAAAGAGAAGACAGUCACCUCCCUGGGAGACCUUACAGAAGGGGUGCCAACAUUUAAAAAGAGGAAAUUUGAAAAUGGAAAAUCUAGAAACUUAAGACAAAGACUAAGUGAUCAGUAGUACUAAGCAAAUCAUUUUAGAUUCUGUUUAAGCUAGAGUGAAUCAAAAGUUUAAUAUUUUAAACAGGCUUUUAUAAAGAAAAUGUUGGGUAGAAAUUAAGGAUUUAUAGGUAUUAAAACAUAUGUGAGUUGUCAUAUUUUUUUAUUUUGAUGUGAGUGAUAUUGGAAUGGAAGUUUGUGUUAUAUUACUUAUGCAAUAUUGUAAAUACAUUUUUUAUUUUUACCAUGCCAUCUAAGUUCAAUUUGCUCUGUGAAUGCUGUUCUAAAUACAUUAUGUAAGGUUUUUUACUCCUUUUCUAACUAUGGGAGAAUAUAAUAAUCCUUAAUCUGGCAAAAAUGAUGGAGAUCCUUAUUUUUACAGAGGAACUGGAUCAAUGGCAUGUACCAGACAGUAAAAUCAUCCCCCAAGAUAGUUUGUGUGUAGUAGUUUCCCUACUAAUGAGUAAAAAUAUUGUGCUUACUAACCUUUCGCUUGCAAAAGAGUAGGUGGUGAGACUGCCAACAUUUCAAACUGAUCAUUUAAAAGCUGUUUUUAGCAGAGUGAGUCACAUCAGUGCCACUCAUUCCAAAAGAUGUUCUACAAAAUUAUUUGUGUACAUGCAUAAUAAAUGUAUUAAACCUCUGCAGAAGAUUUAAACCUGAUGAAUCUUAACUUUCAAUAACAGCACCAGUGCCACCCCUGCUGGAGUAGAUAUUUCUGUGGUGUCUUUCCUGUUGUAUUUUGCUUUACUGUUGUCUCUAUUUGAAUCGUUCCUUCUUUUCACAUACCAGGUUUUCUUUUUUUUGGCCUUUUUUUUUUUUUUUUUUUUGUCUCUUUCCUUGUAAAAAACCAAUUGCCUGACAUUUUCAUGAAAGUACAUUCCAAAGACCUGGCCCUGCUACAGCAUACAGCACCCUUUUUGAGGUUGUUGGGGUUUGUCUGUUGGUAAGAGGAGUGUAUUGAAUAGUCAGUAGUGUUCGCUAAGCUGAGAGGAGCUAACUGUAUUGAAGCUUCAUCAUUCUCAGUAGCAUAGGAGAGGAAGACAAAAGAUGAAUAAGCAGAGCUUGUGGCUGUACUGUCCAAGAUGGCUUGGGCAUUUUCUUGAGGAAUGUGGAUUUGAUUUCUUCACUUGCUUGGAUUGGUCUUCAUUUAGCACCAUCAGGAUUCACUGGCUGCAUAAGAAUAAAUACAGCUACAUUAAUUGCUUCUCUAGGUAUCAAACAAUGGACCAUAAAGGUUCAAAUCAUUAAUCCACAAAAAAAUAUGCCUCUGUUCCUAAAGCUCACGGUGUUUUGUUCAGGAGAAUCUUGAUCAAAAACAGAGGAUGCACUUAAGACAACUAGUUGUCAGAGUCCAGCUGCAGCAAAGUAAGAGUUGGUAACUGUGAAUGACUGUUAAUCUGUCAGAUCAGCAGAGAAAGGAGCGCAAGACAGAGAAUCUGGUUUAUCAUGUAUAGAAAAAGAGGCUGAAGACCUUUUUUCUACUCUGUUAUAUUUUCGUUAUGUGUAGAAGAGAAUUAAGUGUUGAAUUUAAUCCUGUGUGUUUCUUUGGCUUCAUCAGGGUAGUUGUAUUUCUUCUGAUGUUUGUUUUGAGAAUUCCUGUAAUAUCUAGCCCUGGAUUGCCAUUUAGAGAUGCAGGAUGUGUGCUGGGUGUUACCACAGUCAUAGAUGCAGGAAAAUACAACGUGUACUCCGCGUGAAAGACCUCACAUGCAAGGCUAGAACAGAAAUGUCCUUUAUGCCAAGGAGAGGUUGUCAGGUUCCCUAAAAAACAGAUUUUCGGGUUUUGUUCUUAUUCUUGCAGCUAGGAGCCUGCUCUAAUUUGAAGCUUCUGUGUGUUUGUGACCAGUUUAAACUAAUUUCUCCCAAUUUACACAAGUAAUGGUACUUAUUUCAGCUAAGUAGCUUUUUUUUCCUCUUGAAUCCAUCACAUCUUUUCGGAAUCACAUAAAGCGUCCUUGUGUGACAGGACCUUCAGUGCCCCACCAGCACUUCUCUUCAUCUGUUCCAGCCCGAGUUUCCCUAGAUUCUAUGUUCAAGGAAGAUGAAGGCCACAAGUAACUUUUGAUAAUGUUCCUUUGAUAAUGUUCCUAAAUCACAUUUGCCUUUCACAUGACUGCAUCGUGCUGUCUGCCGUAGGUGCCCUGUGAUCCACCAGUACAACCAGCUCUUUCUACUCCUUUGCCAUUGCCAGCUGCAGAGUUAACAGCUGAUCAUGCUUUCUUUUCAAGCAGUUUUUUUUCCUUACAAAUUCAGUUUGUACUGCUGUACUUAUCCUGCUUGUGUUACUCCAAGCCUGAAGUAUAUACAUUUCUGUAUGAUCUCUGUAAAUUGAUUGUAUUGUUUCUUAGUAGUUUUAUACAGUACUUUAGUCUUUUUGUAGGCUCCACUUUUAAUAGCCUCUGAGGAAGACAUCUUUCCUCUUUUACUAAGGUUCCCAAAAUACACUAGCGUCUUUCCUUUGACAUGUUUAGUCACAUUGAAGUGGUCAUAGGCAUUGAUUUAAGGUAGCUGUAACUAAAUUGCUUGAGCAGAUGUUUUAAAAACAUCUGAAAAUAAAAGUGUUCAAAACUUGUUUCCUUGAAGAACAAUUACAACUGUUAAUCAGUCGUAAUAUGAACCAAAGGCCUUUGUCAAGUACUGUGUCAAACAGACAAACCAAAAUAUUAGGAAAAAAGAUUAAAUGUUUUCUUUUCUCACUGCUAGUACAGUUGGUUUAAAUACCACAUGCUUGCUUUUGCUGAUGUGACAUCUAAAGGCUGCAUUUCACAAACAAAUCCAGCGCUUCGCUCCCCACUACCUCUGAAAGUCAGUUUGAGGAGAGACCAGUUUAUUCUUUGUCCUUAAGGGUAAAUUCUAAGGGCCAACUGAAUCAAAUUUGAUCUAUCCAAAGCCACUGUUUAAUUUUGCACCAUGUUGUCAUUCCAUUUCCUUAAUGUGUAUCUAAACCAAGUAUUUUCUAUACAAAAAUAGUCUUGUGUGAGAUUUAAGGCAGACGCUGCUGUUCCAGGACAUCUGUGCUGCACAGGUCUCUCGCCCUUCUGUGCUAUCUCCCUGCAAAAUCUGCCUUUGGAAUUUGCCAUAGGAAUCCCCCAGGUAUUACCACAGUUACACUCCUCAUCUGCUAAUCCUUCCUUGGGCUGCCGUGGCUUCUGACAAAGGAAUGUUCCUUUUACUGUUCCAGAACAGUGUUUUCAGAAGAGUUUUUUGUUUUCUGAUUAAUUCACUUUCUAUGAUGCAGCGUGUUUUUGUCUGCUUGCCUGCUUUUAUGGCAAGCUCCUUGAGCGAGACAUAUUAAACCAAGACAUCCUUGGUUUUAUAAGCUGUCGUAGACAUUAUUAGCAAUAUGAGAAGGAGAGUCGAGAGAAAAGGGGGAGUCAUUGCAAUUUCUGAUGAUGAUUUGUGUGGUUUUGAGCAAGUCUUUCUUUGCUCUCUAUUUUUCUUUCCUUGACUCAUCUUUGUUCGUUUGGAAAGACAGCUUCCCAGUGCAGGAUGCUUGUCUUUGGUGUGCGUGUUUUUACAGCAGGGCAUGCUUAAAGUUGGUGAUGCUUUUAGCAGCAAAUGUAUUGCAUAUACUAAGAAAAAACAUAUUUCGUUGGGCAUUUGUUAUUCCAGCAGCUGGGCAGAGACCUGCUCAACUGGACCCAGGUUAUAGAACAAUCCUUGUUCCUAUUUAGGCUAAGGUGAAUCGCAACCCUUCACCUGGGAAUCUGUAGAUUGAAAUUCAGAAUUCCACAAUAGGGUAAAGUUUGCUUUUUGUUUGAACCUCAUAGACAGAAUCUGUGAUGCAGCAUCAUCCAGUCCCAGUAUUCGGGUGUAGGAGUGGUAGGGCUGGUCACGACAUCGAUCUAAGUUAAAUUCACUAACCUGUGCGUGUAUAAAAGCAUCAUCCCCUGCCCUGAAAAAAGAUGUUAUUUCAGUGUAAAUUGUGGCAUCUCAGAAAGGGAGUAAAAAACUGUUUCAUGCUGUUUGGUUUCCUUUAUUUGCUUUUUGCGUUGUGCCUCCCCUUUUUAGUACUUUUCUUAUUAUUGCGGUCUUCCUCAAACUGUCUUCCUCCAGUACCCCUAUAUAUGCAAAUCUCGGUAUCACCGUUGUGCCGCGUUUCUAGCACCCACCUCCACCAUAAUUAUCCCCUGCUCUACUGAGACCUUCAGAAAGCUUCACGUUGUCUUAUGUAGGCCACCGUGUCUCCAGAUCCCAGCUUAUGCUGAGCACUUCUGCUGCCUCUGUGCGUCAUGCCCUGAAGAAGUACAACUUUGCCUAUUUUCAAACACGCAAGCUAUUUCAAGACUGACUACAUGUGCUCUUUUGAUUUCCUUGAUAAUUCAUUUUCUUGAGACAGAUUUCAUUCCAUUCCUCCUACAGGGUUUGCAGCCCUUAAAUCCUUUUGCUUGUCGGUACGAAAGCUGUCUGCAUACCUUCCACUGUCUGCUGCAGCAACCCUUUGGUUCUGUUUUGUCAGCCUCUCUCUUCAGUCUCUCUUGUAUCUACCUCUUAAGUCCUCUUUACCUUCUACCUACUAAAUUAUUGAACGUAGAAAUCGUGUUAACCAUUUGUGUGAUUAACAAAUUUAGCUUUGUGAAAUGUUUUGGGAUAGAGCUUGAAUUAAAGUUUCCGUACAAAGCAAAAAGUGUUGCAAAUAAUAAUCUGAAAAAGGCUAAAUUUGCCCGAGGAUUUCCAGAGAGUGUCAGCAAACGCAGGUUUGAUUUUAACUGUAAAAGAAAUGGUCUCUGUAAAAAAAACAGCAGAUGGCGUAAUACAGACCACAAGCUGAAGGCAGUGGGUUUUAAUGGCUUGCUUAACUGAAGAUACAGUAAAAAACAGUGGGUGAUUGAAAAGCACUUGUUUCAGUUUAUAAGUAUUGUCUGCAAAGUUGAACAAGCUGGUUUCUCUUUAACAGCUUCUUGGUUGCGAUUACAGAAUAUUGCAGGCUCUUGAAGUGGAGUUUAUACGAAAAUACUGAAUAAAGCUUUCCUUUCAACAA